AUGGCCACCACAAGCCGCAAACGCAAGGCUGACGAGGAUGGCGACGAGAUGUCGUUGUCCCCCCGAAGUUCCCCAUCCGCCUCAUCGAGACAACUGCAGCGCCCCUCAAAAAAGGUUCGCUCCAACGAGCUGGUCGGCCGACCGCUGUCGCUUCCCCGGAUGCUGGAAACCCUGGACCCGACAGCCGUACGAGCCCUCCUCGUGCGAAUCUGCGAGCGACACCCGGAAAUCGGCCAGGAAGUGAUCAGCAGCGCCCCUCGCCCGACCGUCGCUGCCGCACACGGCGUCUUGCAGGAGUAUCAGGAGAAGAUGAAGGCCGCCAUUCCCUACGGCGAAACUAGUGCCGACUACACAUACUACCGCGUCAAGGCCCCCCUGACGGCCCUCAUCGACGCCCUCCUCGAUUUCACCCCCCAGUACCUCCCGCCAAACGAAACCCAAACCACCGUCUCGCUGCAAUAUCUGGACGGUGCUACCAAGAUCAUCCACGCUCUCCCCGACUGGGAGCCCCAGCAGUACCGACACCACAAGGAGAAUGCAUACGACGAGAUCUCCAAGGCCUGGGCCUUGGUCAUCAAUGAGGCGGCCAAGCGUGGCGGCGGUCUGAGUCUGCACACGGGAGGAUGGGACCAGACCCUGGCGAAACACCACGAGAUCUCAGGCGGACGUAUGGGCACGGCUAUGAACUCGAUGGCCACGAGUGUCAGCUGGAUGGCACAUGGGGGCUCCUCGAACGGACAGCAGCCUGGAAACCCAUCGUCGGAUCCGAACUCGAUUCUCAACCAGCUCAUGUCCGGCACGUACGGUGCACCCGUGCGUGUCGGGCCUUGGUAG
Molecule: messenger RNA, 834 nt
Organism: Colletotrichum higginsianum IMI 349063
Lineage: Eukaryota; Fungi; Ascomycota; Sordariomycetes; Glomerellales; Glomerellaceae
Product: Tethering factor for nuclear proteasome STS1
Exons: 1
Coding region: 1-834 (277 amino acids)
Biological process (GO): nuclear protein quality control by the ubiquitin-proteasome system; proteasome localization
Cellular component (GO): nucleus
Source: RefSeq, a predicted model, not a curated record